CCCUCUGACUCAGUUGCACCUAUUUCUACUGUGGGCAAUGCCGAUGUACAGUCAGCAUCGGAGCAGAGUGUUCAGUAUUACGAUUAUUGCAAUACUCCCGUAGGAUAUAACGGCACCCUUCCACAGUUUGAUGACAAAGAUUGUUCAAACACAGCUGUUGGUGGUUCUUAUACGGGUACUCAACCGGAUUAUAACGAUGCCUUAUCCACGUACUACACUUCUGGCUAUGGUGGUACGUAUCAAACGUACACUCCUCCACCGGAAUAUCUUCAGCAGCCUUCUGGCUAUGGUGGUGCGUAUGAUUCGACCUAUUUUGUGGCGGCACCUAGCGGCUCCGGGAGUUCAAAUGGAAGACCUGAUAAUAAUAAUAAUACUCUCUUCAGCAACACUUCACCGCAGUUGACUAUCCAUCAGAAUCAGAUUACGUUCGGCACUGGUUAUCAAUACGAGGGCCCCACAACGGGAUCUUACCCUACGGUCCGAAAUUCUCGUGACUCUGCACAAUAUGGUCCAUCAAAUUACGAGCCAAACAAUCAAAGAUACAAGGGGAGAGAGAAUUUUCGUAGGAGUGGAGAAAAUAAAGCUGAGAUGGAGUUGACUUGUGGUCCUAGGGUCAACAGGGCUAACAACUCCUCCUCGAAGUCGACUUCCGAGGAAGAACAAAUUGGUCUUCCUGCUAAAGUGGAUAAAUUUAAUUUGCAAGAUUUUCAGACGGUGUACGAGAACGCAAAGUUCUAUGUGAUCAAGUCUUACAGUGAAGACGAUAUUCACAAAAGCAUCAAAUACGAUGUUUGGUCAAGUACUCAGAACGGCAAUCGGAAAUUAGAUGCUGCUUUUAACGAAGCGAAUGCCAGAACAAAUUGUCCCGUCUUCCUAUUUUUCUCGGUGAAUGCGAGCGGACAAUUCGUAGGUGUAGCUGAGAUGAUUGGGCAUGUGGAUUUCAGCAAAAGCAUGGAUUUUUGGCAGCUCGAUAAAUGGAACGGUUUUUUUCCACUACAGUGGCACAUUGUUAAAGACGUCCCUAAUACGCUACUUCGUCACAUUAUUCUUGAAAAUAAUGACAAUAGGCCCGUGACUUUUACGAGGGACACUCAGGAGAUUGGAUUGAAACAAGGGCUAGAAAUGCUGAGCAUUUUCAAGAACCACUCCGGAAAGAAAUCUUUACUUGACGACUACAGUUUUUACGAGAAACGAGAGAAGGAACUUAAAGCAAAGAGGAAGAAUGCUGCCAGAUCAGCAUCUUCUCAAAACCAUGGUUUUGAAAACGGUGAUUAUCGGGUUCUUGAGUAUGGCGAAGGGGUAAAACGGGAAAUAUCUGGGAAAAAGACGGAUGCUUCGUCUCUCGUCUCUCUAACGAUGAAUCUUUCUCUGAAUUCUUAGACAUGCAUAUCUGUUAGAAUAGAGUAGGAGAUCAGAUUAUUACUAUUAAAGAGUUGGUUUUUCUUUUCUUUUUGGUUAUAAAUUUUUGUAGACAUAUUACUAGCAACUACUACAAUUCCUUGUUUGGA
Messenger RNA from Erythranthe guttata (spotted monkey flower), 1508 nucleotides. The record is from RefSeq and is a predicted model, not a curated record. NCBI's taxonomy places the organism in Eukaryota, Viridiplantae, Streptophyta, Magnoliopsida, Lamiales, Phrymaceae.